ACGUAUCGGAAGUAUGUUGGGGAUGGGUCGCUUGCGCAGGGCUGGCCUGCCAAAUCCACGUGGAUUCCUUUCGCCGACAUGUGGCGGCAAAAUAUCGAGACUCUAACUCGCAAGAUCUGCGACAAUUCCGAAGAUGAGAAUAGCCAGCUUCUGCGAGCGAUCAAGACUGUUUCGAAUUCCACGGGCGUGGACAAGAGGUUCAUUUUGGCAGUCGUGAUGGAGGAAUCUCGCGGCUGUGUCCGUGUACAUACGACCAGCCUCGCCGUCUCCAAUCCAGGCUUGAUGCAAUCCUACCAAGGUCUCGGCUCCUGCGCUGGAACAGCAGCAUCACCACUCCCACUGAAUCCAUGUCCCUACACGCAGAUCCAGCAGAUGAUCCACGAUGGCACGGCGAGCAACGCAGCUGGUGUCAACCUCCAGGAUUUGCUCGUCCGGCAUACUGAGGGCUAUCAGCCCAUCGAUGCUGGUACAGACGAGACCGCGAAGUUUUACCGCGCAGCGAGAAUGUACAAUUCGGGA
Dissoconium aciculare CBS 342.82 is the source of this 519-nucleotide messenger RNA. RefSeq lists its product as uncharacterized. The transcript has 3 exons. The annotation marks the transcript as partial. Lineage: Eukaryota; Fungi; Ascomycota; Dothideomycetes; Mycosphaerellales; Dissoconiaceae. The record is from RefSeq and is a predicted model, not a curated record.